This is a messenger RNA of Schistosoma mattheei, 225 nucleotides long. Lineage: Eukaryota; Metazoa; Platyhelminthes; Trematoda; Strigeidida; Schistosomatidae. The record is from the annotation of a GenBank genome assembly.
AUGAAAACAGUUGAAGAGCAAGCAGAAAUAGACGCUCUUGUUAAAUUGAAAGGUGGACCAGAAGAUAAUCUGUCAUGGGAUCCUGAACCAACAUUACCCAUUAUACCAAUGGUUCGAUCACAGUCAUGGGAUUUAAGUACACUUAUAUUUAAUACAUUUUUCUACACUAUUCUCACAAUUAUUGUAUUGGGAAAAUGUCGUAAUUAUAUAUCGAAUAUUUUGUAA